GUUACAGGAUCCUGAACCCAGAGCUGCUGGUGAAGAUUGAGAAGUCGGGUGAGCGCAGUGGGCGUGGCAGCCGCACCCCUCCAACAAGUGAGUGCGCGCCGUAUCGCCCACGGUGGAGGCGUCCUGGUCCCGGACAUCCUGCUGAGAAUCGAUGGAAUCGUCCCGGGAGGAGAGAAGGCGCGCGGGAAACAGUCAGUACCCGAGUGCGGCCGAGGCAGCCGAGCGCGGAAACCUGA
Molecule: messenger RNA, 236 nt
Organism: Hyla sarda
Lineage: Eukaryota; Metazoa; Chordata; Amphibia; Anura; Hylidae
Product: zinc finger protein 783-like
Biological process (GO): regulation of DNA-templated transcription
Source: RefSeq, a predicted model, not a curated record